Molecule: messenger RNA, 738 nt
Organism: Sclerotinia borealis F-4128
Lineage: Eukaryota; Fungi; Ascomycota; Leotiomycetes; Helotiales; Sclerotiniaceae
Source: the annotation of a GenBank genome assembly
AUGAAUCUUCCCGAACUACCAUCUCCCAUCCAUUUCCCAUACGCCCUCUCCGCCCUCCCAGAAACCCUCGACACCCAAUGGGACUCCCCAUCCUUCCUCCCGUACCGCUCCGCCUUCCCACUCCAACACGCCUCCACCCCUGAAGCACUAAUCUCCCAUGUCCGCGAUCUUAUGGCUCAAGAUCUCAAGAUCCCAUAUCUCAAAUCUCUCCAGGGAUAUCUCUGGCUCCGUGGCUACGAAUCAGGCGAGCUCAGAUGUCCACUUUUUCCAGAUGUAUAUCCGGCAAUGAAGAAGUGGGAAGAGGAUGGAGCGAAGAUUUGUAUCUACAGUAGUGGGAGUGUGGCGGCGCAGAAACUUUUGUGGAGGUAUACAACCGAAGGAGAUUUGAGAGGGCUGAUUUGGAAUGGGGUUCAUGGGGAUGAUGCGGUGGAGACAGAAGGUGGGUAUUGGGAUACGGUUAAUGCAGGGUUAAAACAGAAUAAGGAGAGUUAUGAGAAAAUCGCGAAGGCGAAUAGGGCUUUAGGAGAGGUGGGUGAAUGGCUCUUUUUAAGUGAUAAUGUUAAGGAGGUGAUGGCUGCGAAGGAGGGGGGAAUGAAGAGUUUGGUGGUGGUCAGAGAGGGUAAUGCGGUGAUUAGUGCGGAGGAGAGUUGGGGACAAGUACUGGUGGAAAGUUUUGGGGAGGUGGAGAGAUGGGUUGAGGUCGUGGGUGGUGAUGGAGGGUUGCGACAGAGACGAUGA